This is a messenger RNA of Talpa occidentalis (Iberian mole), 1454 nucleotides long. It is a transcript of the gene NDUFAF6, whose product is annotated as NADH:ubiquinone oxidoreductase complex assembly factor 6. The transcript is spliced from 8 exons. Gene Ontology annotation, cellular component: mitochondrion. Gene Ontology annotation, biological process: biosynthetic process; mitochondrial respiratory chain complex I assembly. Bases 434 to 1102 code for a protein of 222 amino acids. NCBI's taxonomy places the organism in Eukaryota, Metazoa, Chordata, Mammalia, Eulipotyphla, Talpidae. The record is from RefSeq and is a predicted model, not a curated record.
UGGGAUAAACAACCACCUUUUUGAACUGUAUUUUGCAUAUUUGGCUGUAUUGGUGAUGACCUGGUGCAUUUGUUACGGGGAUUAUGACCACAUAAUCUCUGGAGCAGUCCCUAACACAGAGCCUAGCACUUGUAAACAUUUUCCUUCCCUGGUUUUAUUUCCUUAUCUUCAGGCUUGAAAGUAUUUUUACUAUCAAUAACCUAAUGAGGGUGGUUUUUCUUCUCUUUUACUUAUUUUUUAAAACCUUUUUAUCAUGGAACAUUUCAAAGAAUUAGAGAGUAGUAUAAUGACCUGCUAGAUGCCCAUCACCCAGCUCUAGCCAUUACUAACUUAAUGUCAAUCUUGUGUUUUAAUUUUUGUUCAGCCCUCACCGUUUCCACCUCUAGAUUACUUUGAAAUUAAGGACUCAAUCUCUGAGAAAACAAUUGGAUUGAUGCGAAUGCAAUUUUGGAAGAAAACUGUGGAUGAUAUAUACUGUGACAAUCCACCACAUCAGCCUGUAGCCAUUGAAUUAUGGAAGGCUGUCAAAAGACAUAAUCUGACUAAAAGAUGGCUUAUGAAAAUCAUUGAUGAAAGGGAAAAAAAUUUGGAUGACAAAGCAUAUCGUAAUAUUCAGGAACUGGAAAAUUAUGCUGAAAACACACAGAGCUCUCUUCUUUAUUUAACACUAGAAACAUUGGGUAUAAAGGAUCUCCAUGCAGAUCAUGCUGCAAGUCACAUUGGAAAAGCACAAGGCAUUGUCACUUGCUUGAGAGCAACCCCCUAUCAUAGUAGCAGAAGAAGAGUGUUCCUUCCUAUGGAUGUUUGCAUGCUGCAUGGUGUUUCACAAGAGGAUUUUCUACGGAAGAACCAAGAUAAAAAUGUGAGAGAUGUGGUAUAUGACAUUGCCAGCCAGGCACACUUGCAUCUAAAGCAUGCUAGAUCCUUCCACAAAAGUGUUCCCGUGAAAGCAUUUCCUGCUUUUCUUCAGACGAUUGCUCUGGAGGACUAUUUAAAGAAAAUUCAACAAGUGGAUUUUGAUGUUUUCCACCCAUCUUUACAGCAGAAGAACACACUACUUCCAUUAUCUUUGUAUAUUCAGUCAUGGAGAAAAAGAUAUUAAAAUUAUUUUAUGGUACUGAUGCUAAUUUACUUUUGUUAGUUUUAUUAAAGUAUAGUAGUUAAGGUUCUUCUUUACAAACAACGGAAUGGCCUCAGUUCACUUAAGAAGAAAAGGAAUUCAUUGGAUGGGUGUGAGUAGCUUACAGAAAUGGUGAGAAGUUGCUGAGGGGAGAAAUUGUCCACGUUGUACCACAAGCACUGCCGUUAUCACCACUAGCCCCGACUGUGUCUGCUGUGCUGUCCCAGUGAAGGUGGAGCCCCCGGAGGGACAUUGUUUUAGCAAAGCUUGAGCUGCAGGCCAUCCUUCAGCUACCACAGGUCAAGGAGAGAAUGCUUCCUUCCUCACCGGUAGU